Messenger RNA from Branchiostoma floridae (Florida lancelet), 2106 nucleotides. RefSeq names its product sushi, von Willebrand factor type A, EGF and pentraxin domain-containing protein 1-like. Gene Ontology annotation, biological process: heterophilic cell-cell adhesion; establishment or maintenance of epithelial cell apical/basal polarity. The record is from RefSeq and is a predicted model, not a curated record. Bases 1 to 2106 code for a protein of 701 amino acids. Gene Ontology annotation, cellular component: plasma membrane; protein-containing complex. The transcript is spliced from 12 exons. Gene Ontology annotation, molecular function: calcium ion binding. NCBI's taxonomy places the organism in Eukaryota, Metazoa, Chordata, Leptocardii, Amphioxiformes, Branchiostomatidae.
AUGUUAGUGAUAAGCAGGGCUGUGUCUAGCACCUGUCCCUCUGUCCUGGGAAUUGACAUCGAUGAGUGUGAGUCCAGCCCCUGUCUGUAUAACUCCACCUGCGUGGACGGCAUCAACAGUUAUACCUGCAACUGUUCUACUGGGUACACGGGGGGCAACUGCAGUGUCAACAUCCCCGACUGUGGUGCACAGACCUGUAGUAAUGGUGGCACCUGUAUCGACCUAGUCCCUGGAUUUACAUGCAGCUGUGCUGUGGGGUGGACAGGUCCUACCUGUGCAGAGCAGUAUCAGUACUGUCAGACUGUGCAGUGUAGAAAUGGGGGAACCUGCACCACUCAGAAUGGGAGACACAACUGUACCUGUCCUGAUGGCUUUUACGGGGAGCUGUGUCAGUUUGCUGUGUCUUCGUGCCGACCGAAUCCUUGCCAAAAUGGCGGUAGAUGUACGCCUGGCUCGGGCCGGAAUGGCUACACCUGCCAAUGUCGAGGGCCCUUUGCUGGGACCAACUGUGAGACCGGCCGCCAGUCCUGCGCUGGCAGUGGGACGGUCUGUCUGAAUGGAGGGACGUGUGUGGAUGAUAAUGGUGUUGGCAUGGCUAGGUGCCACUGCACUGACUUUUACUAUGGCAAGACAUGCCACAAAGGGAAGUCUGCUGACUUUGACGUGCUGUUCUCCGGUGCGGAGGCCACCACCAUCGCCCCUCCUGCCGUUCCAGUGCAGAAGGAGUGGACAGCCUGCAGCUGGGUACGCUUGUCCGGACCACAGCAGGAGGGAGCUGGUGCUGCUGUCAUGACUGUGGUGGACUCGGAUGAGAGAACUGGUCGGCCUGGAGUGGCACUCGCACAGUUCACGGAUACAGGAGUAAACUUGCCAGGUGGAACCUACACAUACAACUCCACUAUAGCGGACGGGAAAUGGCACCACCUGUGUGCAGCUCAGGACAAGGAGACCGGCGUGUGGAAGGCCACGCAGAAUGGAAAAACCUUUGCCAGUGGCACUGUCAGUCAGACAUUUGGAAACAGAGUGCAAGUCGUUCUAGGAGACUUCAAUGACACAACGCCGCCCUACCUCCGUGGUGAGAUCACACAAACCAACCUGUGGAACCAAACUCUGACUGACCAAAAGAUUAAAAAUUUGUGGGAGACAAAAGAGAGCUCGGUGGGCACAGCUCUGCCAUGGGUGGCAUUCGAUGAUCCCAGAGUAACAAAAGGCAGCCUCCGAGUGCCCCGACCAUCACUGGGUGGGUCCACAAGCUGUCCACGGGGGCUGACAGGGCCUAUUUGUCAACGUGCCAUUGACAAGACAGCCCCCAGAGUCACUUCCUGUCCUGGUGCAAGUACGGUCAACACUGACACCGUUCUGGCUUCCGGCCUUUCUUGGCCACAGCCAGAAUUCGAUGAGGCAGAUGUAAGGAUUCAAGCUUCUCACAGAGAAAAUCAGACCUUCACAUGGGGAACAUACCCAGUCAGCUACGUGGCCACAGACAGCAGCAACAAUGCAGCCGUGUGCAGCUUCAACCUUCAUGUCACGCCUGGUCGGUGUGAAGAGUUGGCUGCCCCCAGGAAUGGCCGAGCUGACUGCCAGCGCUGGUCUGGAGGUCUGGUCUGUAAUGUGUCCUGUAACACCGGGUACAGCUUCUCACAGCCAACACAGCCCUUCUACACAUGUGGGCCUGAGGGAUUGUAUGAUGUCAACCAGCCGAGUGUGCCAUUCCAAACACCAAACUGUGCAAGAGCAAGGGAGGCAGAAACUGGAAUCCGAUUUGUUCGGCUGAACUUCGACAACGAACCGUGUACACCGGCCAAUCAGAGGAAAGUUUUGUACAAGGUUGCAACCAAGUUGGACGAGUUGCACAGAACCUUUAACGUCUGUGCUCCUUUUGAUGCUUCAUCAGGGCUGAACAACACAUUUUCUAACAUCAGCUGUGAUGUAACCCGCCUGCAUGCUGUUUGUAAGUCGGACGUCGAGGGAAUUUUACAGCAGCAGGGCAUGGAACGCGUCAAGCGUCAGUCUACUACAGGUGUAAGCACGACUGGAAGUCUACCAGUUCAAGGCAACAUGCCAGGCAGGUUCCUACUGGAAUGGCAGCAGCUGUGUCGCCUGUGA